AUGUCCAUGUCCGCCUCUUCAUCAGUGGCAGCUCCCUCCGCGUCCUCCUCGGCAAUGGCCAACGCGGCCUCGGUCCAGCUUCAUGACGUGUUCAACUCGUCUCACCCUCCGCCAGGUGAUACGCCCAUGUGCGCCACGCUCUCAAACAAGACGACCGAGUCCUGCUGCAACAGCAUGUCCAACACAGCCCUCUACAAAGGAUACUACAACGCAGCGACGGGCUACCAAGGUCUCUGCCUCCUCGGUGAUCGGAACGUCACUGGGUUCACGGAGUGCGUCGCGCGAUCAGGCACAAAUCAGACAGAGUGCAAGGGCUACGAUGAGCGCGUGGCGGAACUACAGCGCGACGUACCAAACCGCCCCUUCCCGAUCUACACCGUGAGCGGAAUGGGCUCCAGCGCCCCGAUCUCAGAGGACAAUCGCGUCGUCUACUCCAGCAUUCAGGAGGAUUUGACGCUAAUCAGCGAGUGCUGCGAGAUGGCCCAAAACACGAGUUUCUGGUGGCGUCACGCCGACACGAGUGAUCCGGCCAAUGGACAGGCGUGCGUGUUCCACAAGGACGAGGCGGAGAAGAAGAACAUCUACGACAUCUUCUGGAAACCGUGUAUUGAGAAUGGAGGCGGAUACCCUGUCCAGCUGAACAAGGUCACGGGGACUGGGGCUGGUUACGCCAACAGUGCAAGCAUUGGCGUCAUCAUCGCCACCGCGGCACUAGCCAUGCUCGCCUAG
Trichosporon asahii var. asahii CBS 2479 is the source of this 729-nucleotide messenger RNA. RefSeq lists its product as uncharacterized. The record is from RefSeq and is a predicted model, not a curated record. The coding region runs from base 1 to 729 and encodes 242 amino acids. The transcript has a single exon. NCBI's taxonomy places the organism in Eukaryota, Fungi, Basidiomycota, Tremellomycetes, Trichosporonales, Trichosporonaceae.